GAGCACUAGGAGAUCACUGGUCUCUGGAACCAGACACAUGGGUUACAAGUUUUACUUCAUCACUUUCUAUUUGCAUAACCUCAGGUAUACGAGUAUAUCAAUAAAACUGAUAAAAAACAAACAAACAACACCAAAAUCAGAUUUCUCAGUUAAGUCUGAUACAGCCAGGUCACACUGCUCCAAACAUAGGUAUUUGGGGGCUCACCUUGUAGAGAUUAUUACCUAGAUAUUUGCUUAACAGGCAUUGACUUAGAGAAUUGGAGUAAGAAGGAAAUGAAGAGGAGAUUGGAUGCAGGAUCCCAGAGGAGGAGUCAAGGGGACAGCCUGAGGAUCAGAGCUAUGUGAUCAAAUAUCAGACUUUGUCACGGAAAUCCUAGGCUCAAAGGCAGACUCACUACACAGAGAUGCUGCCCUGAUCCAGGACAACAUUUAGAAGACACAGGCAAGCAACCAGUGCCUUGAGGACAGCUCAGCAAAUCAUCCUGAUCAAGAAGGCCAGCACGUCCAUUCUUGUUUCUGUAGCUGACUGGAGGGAAUCAACAAUGGAAACACUCCCCAAACCUGCAGGGCAGGUCAAGUUGCCUCUCCUACGCAGCUGACAGUCACCCCAGUAAGUGGUCUUGCAGACCAGCCUGUGCACAUUCGUGUGACGGGCCUGCAUCCAACCCAACUGGUGAUGUUCAAGGCAUCUCUGAAGGAUGAGAGGGGGAACCUCUUCCAGUCGAGAGCCGUCUACAGGGCGAACAGUGCUGGUGAGGUGGACCUGGAACAGGACCCUUCCCUUGGAGGGGAUUAUGCGGGAGUGCACCCAAUGGGCCUCUUCUGGUCUUUGAAGCCUGAGAAAACUUUCCUGAGGCUGAUCAAGCGGGAUGUGAUGAAUAGACCCUUUCAGGUUACUCUGGGUUUAUAUGACUCAGCCAGCUUUCUGGAUGACAGCAGGCAGCCCAGGGCCAGCCAGAUUGUUGAGCGCUGGUUCUCCUGCCCUGGGAUGCAGCGGGUGCCGAUCUCGGAAGGCCGGCUUCGCGGAGCCCUUUUCCUCCCUCCAGGGGAAGGCCCAUUUCCAGGAGUCAUUGAUCUGUUUGGAGGUAUUGGGGGUCUGGUUGAAUUUCGAGCCAGUCUUCUGGCUACCCAUGGCUUUGCGGUAUUGGCAUUAGCAUAUUUUGCCUAUGAUGAUCUGCCCAAAUACCCCAUGGAGUUCGAUCUGGAAUAUUUUGAGGAAGCUGCCAACUUCCUACUGGCUCAUUCCAAGGUCCAAAAGCCAGGAAUCGGCGUGCUCUCUGCGAGUAAGGGUACAGAGUUUGGAUUGGCCAUGGCCAGCUACCUGAAGCAAGUGGUUGCUACAAUAUGCGUCAAUGGGCCUGUGACUAUAUCGACUAUUCCACUCCGGUACAAGGAUCUGGUUAUGAAACCAUUUGGGGUCCCCGCAGAAGGAGUCCACGUCCAUCCCACUGGGGGUCUCAUCUUUCGCCACCACGAGACUAACCUGCAGGAGGAGCAGAAUCAGCAGAGAGCCCUUCCUGUCGAAAAGGCUCAGGGACACAUCCUCUUUAUCAUCGGAGAGAACGACGAGUGCGUCAACAGCCGAAGACAUGCGGAGUACGCGGUGGACCGGCUGAAAAGGCACGGGAAAAACAACGGCAGGAUUCUGCUGUACCCCGGGGCCGGCCACCUCCUAGAGCCACCGUAUGGGCCCUUGUGUUUCGCAUCCUGGAACCUUUCCUUUCCCAGUCCCUUGGUCUGGGGAGGGGAUACCAUCCUCCACGCGGCAGCCCAAGAGCAUUCCUGGGGAGAGAUCCAGAAAUUCUUUAGGCAGCAUCUCGUUCUCUCCAGAAGUCAACUCUGAGCAAGAGCAGGCUGGACGCCGGGCAGGUUUCUGAUCAUCUCAGAAUACCCAGUCAUUUCGAAGCUUCUCGUUAGUUGCCAUACAGUCGGUCGCAGGGCUCCACAUGGUUUUCAAGGCUGUGGUCUUUCCAAAGCAGAUGCCAGGCCUGCCUCCCAGGUGCCUGUUGGUGGGUGUGAGCAGCCAACAUGGUGGGUGGUGGUCCAGGCUUAACCCUUUGUACUCUCUAAGGGCUCCAUUCUGAAUCUACUAGAAGGGCCUGGGACAAAACAAAGGAUCAGGACGCAAAAAAAUAUACAUGUACUUCUCUUUCUAACUGGAGAGUUUUCCUUAAAGCGCAUCUUCCCUCCAUAGGUAGACCGUUCUUUCUUACCCAGUGUCACUUAUUUUUUUAAAAGGGUGGAGGGUUAGAAAGCUUUUGUAUCGAACAAGCACUAGUCAGAUCUUACUUUCAGGGGUCCAGUUUCAGCAGCAUGUAACAUAUUCUGAUUUUGUGGAUUCCAUCGCCACCUUUCUUGUUAGGAGAUUGAAUAAAUUUAUUUCUCAUUUAA
Echinops telfairi (small Madagascar hedgehog) is the source of this 2391-nucleotide messenger RNA. Its product is annotated as acyl-coenzyme A amino acid N-acyltransferase 2-like. The transcript has 6 exons. Gene Ontology annotation, cellular component: peroxisome. Lineage: Eukaryota; Metazoa; Chordata; Mammalia; Afrosoricida; Tenrecidae. Gene Ontology annotation, biological process: acyl-CoA metabolic process; fatty acid metabolic process. The record is from RefSeq and is a predicted model, not a curated record. The coding region runs from base 677 to 1843 and encodes 388 amino acids. Gene Ontology annotation, molecular function: fatty acyl-CoA hydrolase activity.